This is a messenger RNA of Chenopodium quinoa (quinoa), 3581 nucleotides long. Its product is annotated as histone-lysine N-methyltransferase EZA1. Gene Ontology annotation, cellular component: PcG protein complex. The record is from RefSeq and is a predicted model, not a curated record. The transcript is spliced from 18 exons. Gene Ontology annotation, biological process: chromatin remodeling. NCBI's taxonomy places the organism in Eukaryota, Viridiplantae, Streptophyta, Magnoliopsida, Caryophyllales, Amaranthaceae. The coding region runs from base 538 to 3147 and encodes 869 amino acids. Gene Ontology annotation, molecular function: protein binding; histone methyltransferase activity.
AGCACAAGUGCACAACCAAAAUACACAACUUGACCCAACCAAGGAAUUCACUCCUUUAAAAAAGGGGCCAAAGUUACAAAAAAUCUCACUUUUCAAAGUAGCACAUUCUUCUUCUACAGUUCCCCUCUCCACUUCCACCACCUUCAUCAUCAAAACCCCUCCAUUUUUUUUUUUCCCAAAUUCCUUCAACCAACUUUGUCUCUCUCUCUCUCUUUAUCUCUCUCUCAUUUUCUCUCUCUGUUUUGGUGACCUUGAAUUGAGGCUUGGAGGACCAACAAACCAAAAAGGUUUGGAAUUUUCUCAAAGUUAGUAUCUUUCUUGAUGUUUAUGUAAAUUGAGGGACUGUGGGCCUGCCGUACAGUAGCAUUGGGUUUUUAACAAUAGUCCACCACAUCUUUCUGUGCUGCAGCUGGUCUCUUAUUACAAUUUUGGCUGUCUUCUGAAUCUGUGCCAUAUCGCUAAACCAAUAAAGACAUUUCUGUAUGUGCAUUUUUCCGUAAAGCCCUCAUAUCUGGCCUUUAAUUGUAAGAGGCAGUGAUGGUGUCUGGAACUCAUGAUUCAUUGUCCAAGCCAAAGGCAUCUUUGAAAGAUCUGAUGGAGAGGGGCUAUGGUAACUUGAUUAAAAAGAUCUACCGACUGAAAGAAGAAAUUGAAGCAGAUCGAGAAGUGAAAAUUAAGGAAAAACUUGAUAAGUGUCUGAAGAAACUACAGAGUCAUAUACAUGGAGGCAUGGCAGCAACAUUUGAAGGGAUACCUUCUGCAGUGAGAAAUGAACCAUGUGAAAUUCCUCGUUUAGGAAAUGAAACAUCUCUCAGCAUGAUGAAUGGGUAUCUACUUGAUUCAGCAGACAAAGGCUUUGUUAAUGUUCAUGAAGUCAUAUCUACCAAAAGCAUCAAGCUACCUAGAAUUCAAAGGAUACCGACAUAUACAACAUGGGUUUUUUUGGAUAGAAAUCAGAGAAUGGUGGAAGACCAGUCAAUCGUUGGUAGGAGACGUAUCUACUAUGAUCAAUCUGGAAAAGAGGCACUGGUAUGCAGUGACAGUGAGGAAGAUGUUCAAGAAGCUGAGGUAGAGAAGCGUGAUUUUUCUGAUGGUGAAGAUCGAAUUCUAUGGAUGGCUUUUCAGGAGCAUGGAUUAGAUGAUGAUGUUGCUGAAGUGGUUAGCCAUUUCGUCGGAGGCACCCCUGUGGAAAUUCAGGAGAGGUACAAUGAACUAAAGCUGAAGCUUGAGGCGUCAGAAGAACAAGAUUCUUCUGGAAGAAACAUGUUUCUUGAGAAGAGUUUAAGUGCUUGUUUAGAUUCUUUUGACUAUCUUUUUUGCCGCCGAUGUUUGGCUUUUGACUGUCGUUCGCAUGGCUGCUCUCAACCUACUGUUAACCCUAGAGAAAAACUAUCAUCUUUGCCUGAACCUGAGGGCAGGAAACCUUGCAGUGACCAGUGCUACCUCCUGGCUAUACAAACUGCUGAAGAAUUGGUGGAAAGCUCAGAUUCUCGUUUAUUACAGCAUAUGGAUCAUGCUAUUUUAGAAGAGGAAAGUAGAGGCUCUAGUGUUUUCAAUUGUGAAGUGAAUAUAAGUAGUGCAGAUUUUGGUACUGGCUGUACUGUGAAGUCUGAUACUGGGGAAGGUUCUACUGCAGGAGUCCUAUCUGGUUUAAAAGUUGUGCCUACAGUUCAUGCAAACGUGGCAAAGCGCAAGAUCACUGAUGACAAUGGUAGAGAGUUAGAGAGAUCUGGUAGCUUCGAAAGUUCCAUUAAUAAGAAGCUGACAAAAAUUCAAGCUGUUGAAUCAACAACUGUCAAUAGUAAAUCUGUAUCGGCAAGUGCAAUUUCAUCUGGCAAAAGCAAGAAAUUGAGUGUUGAGUCAUCUCAAUAUCUGGAUCAUCAACAGACAGGCAAACAUCCUAUGGAGGGGCAUGCUACUGGCGUUUUAUAUGAUUUAAGUUCUGAUGACAAUUCAAGUUGUCAUACCCAUGAUAUUAUUGGAGAAGAAGUUCGUGACAUAAGUAGGAGGGUGGAACUGAAGCAACCAGUUUCUUUGGGAAGGAGAAGGACAAAAUUGUCAAGUAGUUGUGACUGGAAGCCUUUGGAGAAAUCUCUAUUGCUGGAAGGGUUGAAAAUGUUUGGCAAAAGCAGUUGCCUGAUAGCCAGAAACUUUCUACCUGGUUUAAAGACUUGUAGCGAGGUGUCCAGUUACCUGCAGAAUAAUAGGGCUUUGUUGACUCAGAAAAUGGAUAAAGUAAACUCGUCAGAAGACAAUAGAAAGGAGAUAGUAGUGAGACCCAGAUCAAGAAUAGUUCGUAAAAGAGGAAGGGCAAGAAGACUAAAAUUUUCUACAAAGUCCAAUGGUCAUCCAUCCAGCUUGAAAAAAGAUACUGAUGCAAACAAGGCAUACAAGCUGUACACACCAUGUUCAUGCGAGUCCGUGUGUGGGAAGGACUGCUCCUGUAUAUCAAGCGGAAACUGUUGCGAAAAGUACUGUGGGUGUCCAAAAGGCUGCAAAAAUAGAUUUCGAGGAUGCCACUGUGCAAAGAGUCAGUGUAGAAGCCGGCAGUGCCCAUGUUUUGCAGCUAAUCGUGAAUGUGAUCCAGAUGUUUGUCGUAAUUGCUGGGUUAGUUGCGGUGGGGGUGAACUAGGCGAACCACCAAAGAGAGGAGAUGGACAAUGUGGAAAUAUGAGGCUCCUUUUGAGGCAACAGCAGAGGAUAUUGUUGGGACGGUCAGAUGUUGUUGGAUGGGGAGCUUUUAUCAAGAAUACUGUGAAUAAAAAUGAUUACCUUGGAGAAUAUACAGGCGAAUUGAUAUCGCAUCAAGAAGCUGAUAAACGUGGAAAAAUAUAUGAUCGAGUAGAUUCAUCAUAUCUAUUUGACUUGAAUGAUCACUAUGUUCUUGAUGCCUGCCGUCGAGGAGACAAAUUGAAGUUUGCAAAUCACUCAGCAACCCCCAACUGCUAUUGCAAGAUAUUACUGGUGGGAGGAGAUCAUCGGGUUGGUAUUUUUGCCGGAGAACGGAUUGAAGCCAUGCAGGAAAUCUUUUAUGACUAUCGUUAUGGUCCUGAUCAAGCACCUUCGUGGUUCCGAAGAUCCAAGGAAUCUAAGAAGGAUGAACAGAUAUCUUCUCAGAGUCGUGCAAGGAAACAUCAGUCUCGCUGAGCUGUAUGUCGUCGUCAGUGUAUGUGUUUACAUAAUCAUGGGUUUUCCAUUGGUGCUCGAGUGGACUUGUGUGGCUGUUUGUCAAUCAGCCAGUAUGUUUGAUAAUCAUAUGGAGUAGGAAGAUAAUAAAAGUAAUAAUAAUAAUAAUAAUAAUAAUAAUAAUAAUAAUAAUAAUAAUAAUAAUAAUAAUAAUAAUAAUAAUAAUAAUAAUAAUAAUAAUAAUAAUCUUAAUAGGAAGAUAAUAAUUUUACUAUUUUAGACAAGGCAAAAAUUGAAAUUUUAUAGCUUAUGUAAUUCUGAAUUUUUUUAAAAUUUUUUUUUUUUUUGAGGAAAUUCUGUUGAUGACUCAUUACCCAAAUAAUUAAUGCUGAGUUAUGCAGCAAAAGUUUGAGAUGAAAAAAGAAAUUAAUAUAGAGUUGAACUAUUACUUUUGA